This is a messenger RNA of Knipowitschia caucasica, 1434 nucleotides long. The record is from the annotation of a GenBank genome assembly. NCBI's taxonomy places the organism in Eukaryota, Metazoa, Chordata, Actinopteri, Gobiiformes, Gobiidae.
AUGAAGCCUCUCAAACCCACCACCACCAUCUUUACAUUCUCCUUCCUCCUGUAUCUUACUCAAGCCCUCCCCAGGACCGACCCCCCCGUGGACCCGGGUCACCCUUUCCUCUUUCUGUGGAACGCCCCGUCGGAGCUUUGCAAAAUCCGAUUCGGGAUGCCGCUGGACCUGUCCCACUUCCACCUCAUCAGCAGCACCUUAAAAACCGCGACGGACCAACCCAUCUCCAUAUUCUACACCGACCGAUUUGGCCUCUUCCCCUAUCUGGACGAAGACACGGGCGAGACCUACGACUACGGCCUGCCCCAGCUGGUCGAUCUGAAGGAGCAUCGCGAUCAGGCCGAAGACGAUAUCGAGUUCUACAUCCCCAUAGACGGACCCGGGCUCGCCAUUUUGGACUUUGAGGAGUGGAGGCCGCAGUGGGUUCGAAACUGGGGCAGCAAAGACAUCUAUCGCGAAUAUUCCAUCGAAACCGUGAAGAAGAAAAACGCCUCGUUGACCGAAGACGAAGCGGAAGACCGAGCCAAGAUGGUGUUCGAACGUGCCGCGAAAAGGUACUUCCUCAAGUCGCUAAAUGUCGGGAAAAGGUUGAGACCCAAAAGACUAUGGGGAUACUAUCUAUAUCCGGAUUGCUAUAACUACGACUAUAACCAGGAUAUGGCGGGCUACACAGGGGAGUGUCCAGACAUCGAAAAAGUGCGAAACGAUGAACUUUUGUGGUUGUGGAACGCAUCGACGGCCUUGUUCCCGUCCAUCUAUCUGGAGGAGGUUCUAAGGGACUCCGUACAAGCGCGAAUGUUUGUCCGGCACAGAAUGGUGGAGGCGAUGAGGGUGUCGGCGCUCCCCAACCGGACCUACUCCAUACCGGUGUACGCCUACAUACGCCCGGUCUACAAGGACAGCGUGGACCUGUACAUGUCUGAGUUGGACCUGGUGAACACGGUGGGAGAGGCUGCAGCUCUGGGGGCGGCUGGAGUGGUGUCCUGGGGAGACAUGAACAUCACUGAUGACGAGGACUCGUGCUUCGACGCUCGCCGUCACUUAGAGCAGGUGAUGAACCACUACAUCCUGAACGUCUCCACGGCGACGCAGCUGUGCAGCGAGGCCUUGUGCGAGAGCCGCGGCCGCUGCGUCCGGAAGACCUGGGACAGCGACGCCUACCUCCACCUGGACCCACGCCGGUAUCGCCUGGAGCGGCUGAGGAGAGGUGGCCCCCUGGUGGUGAGAGGGGGGCUGUCCCAGGACGACGUGGACUACUACGACCUGUGGUUUGACUGCAUGUGUUACUCGGAGCAGCCCUGCAGGGGCCCGCUCGUCCUCAACUUCAUCAACGAGGCUUUUGUCACAACGCGGGACAAGUCAGCGGCCGCGGCGGGACAGAGGACCUGUGUGCGCCUCCUGCUGGUGGUGGGGCUCAUGUGGGGCUUCAUAUAA